This is a messenger RNA of Centruroides sculpturatus (bark scorpion), 1647 nucleotides long. RefSeq lists its product as uncharacterized. Gene Ontology annotation, molecular function: channel activity. NCBI's taxonomy places the organism in Eukaryota, Metazoa, Arthropoda, Arachnida, Scorpiones, Buthidae. Bases 177 to 1454 code for a protein of 425 amino acids. The transcript has 11 exons. The record is from RefSeq and is a predicted model, not a curated record. Gene Ontology annotation, cellular component: cytoplasm.
GUUUAACUAGAUUAAUAGACUAUACCAGCUGCUAGUGGGGCUUAAACUUUUCAUUCUAGGUCCUGGAUGACUCUAAAAAUAAUUCGAAAUUUCUUUUUUUAAUUCCGGAAAUAACCAACUCGUUGAAGCAACACGUUAAACAGGGAGAGUAGCUACACUCUUCAAGUCCAGAAAAAAUGCAUUUGCCUUUACCGGAGGUGGCAAUUCCCUACGCUGUACUCUUAUGUAAUACACUUUUAUUCAAGAGUUUACGCUUGCUUACAUUUCGUUUCGUGCCUUGUUCGUGGAAAUUACUAUUUUCAGAAAUUAUUUCAACUUUAGAAUUAUGCAGCGAUUGUGCAGAAUUAGGAGUCGUAUACGAAAUACAUGGAAUGAUCGGUUUAGGUCUGGCAUUGUUCACGCUUUGCAUGUGGUGGAGUCAAGUAUUCGAUGAUGCAGAAGCAUGUCCUUGCGGUCCAAUCGAAGAUUUCAUUUUUCCAGCACAAUCAACUAAAGCAGACAUUUUUAAAAAGAUAACCGGACAAGUAUUAGGAGCCAUUGCUACUGCCGGAUACAUAAAAUAUGUUUGGUCUUUUCAUAUGGUACCAGAACACGAAGUACUCCACACUGCAAAGUGUCAGGCGGGUCUACAGGUAACAUUACUUUGGGGUGCUUGGAUCGAAGGAUAUAUCACAGCUAUUAGUCGAGUAGUUGCACUAGAAUCUGUUAACUGGACUCCACUAACAUCAGCUGUAGCCAAUUCAAUAACAACCGUAGCAUUAGUUCUGUGGGCUCUCAAUACUACAGGUGGCUUCUUCAAUCCCAUUUUAGCAUCGGCAUUAACAUUGGGAUGUUCUGGUAAUACGCACUUUGAACAUUUUAUGGUCUAUUGGUUAGGAGCUUUAUUCGGAGGAUGUGUUGGGAGAUAUAUUCACACUUUUCUCGAAAGAAGAAGAAAAUAUAAAUACCGAACCGUAUUUAUUAUAGGUAAUGAGUCGAAAAUGUUUCCAUCCUUCACACCCAUUCCAUACAUAAUUGAAGUAAUUGUGACUGGCUGUAUAGAACUUAAAAAAUACAUAAAAUAUGUUUGGUCUUUUCAUAUGGUACCAGAACACGAAGUACUCCACACUGCAAAGUGUCAGGCGGGUCUACAGGUAACAUUACUUUGGGGUGCUUGGAUCGAAGGAUAUAUCACAGCUAUUAGUCGAGUAGUUGCACUAGAAUCUGUUAACUGGACUCCACUAACAUCAGCUGUAGCCAAUUCAAUAACAACCGUAGCAUUAGUUCUGUGGGCUCUCAAUACUACAGGUGGCUUCUUCAAUCCCAUUUUAGCAUCGGCAUUAACAUUGGGAUGUUCUGGUAAUACGCACUUUGAACAUUUUAUGGUCUAUUGGUUAGGAGCUUUAUUCGGAGGAUGUGUUGGGAGAUAUAUUCACACUUUUCUCGAAAGAAGAAGAAAAUAUAAGUUCGAUUAAUUUAAGGACAAUAAAGAAAUUACUAAAAUAAUCCGAGAAGUUGUAUGCCUUCAAGAAACAGUAUUUUGAAAACUCUAUAUUGUUUCAAUUAUUUAUUAAAAAUUCAAUGUCUUCCUUCUACCAAUAAAAUGCUGAAAAACAUUAGUAAUAAAAUUGUAUUAUAAUAAUAUUUUCUGUAUUAAUAAAAAUUUUA